Telopea speciosissima is the source of this 1806-nucleotide messenger RNA. RefSeq names its product RAN GTPase-activating protein 2-like. NCBI's taxonomy places the organism in Eukaryota, Viridiplantae, Streptophyta, Magnoliopsida, Proteales, Proteaceae. The transcript is spliced from 2 exons. Bases 7 to 1635 code for a protein of 542 amino acids. Gene Ontology annotation, molecular function: GTPase activator activity; protein binding. The record is from RefSeq and is a predicted model, not a curated record.
GACAAUAUGGAGACUUUUCAACAACGCCCUUUUUCAAUUAAACUGUGGCCCCCCAGCCAGAGUACAAGGCUUAUGCUUGUGGAAAGAAUGACCAAGAAUCUUUCCACUCCAUCCAUUUUCUCCAGAAAGCAUGGUCUCUUAAGCAAAGAAGAAGCUGAGGAGAAUGCCAGACAAAUAGAAGAAGUGGCUUUUGCUACUGCAAAUCAACAUCAUGAGAAGGAGCCAGAUGGUGAUGGAAGUUCUGCAGUGCAACUUUAUGCCAAGGAAUCUAGCAAGCUUAUGGUGGAGGUUCUUAAAAAAGGCCCACAAACUAAAAAUGACGAGGGACUCACAGUAUCUGACAAAGUUUUGCCGUCUCAUGAAACUUUUUUCGACAUCUCUGGAGGCCGUCGAGCCUUUAUUGAUGAACAGGAGGCAGAGGAGCUUCUCAGUCCUUUAAAAGAGCAGGGGAAUUCAUACACAAAGAUUUGUUUCAGCAAUAGAAGCUUUGGCAUUGGUGCAGCACACAUUGUGGAGCCCAUCUUGGUAUCUCUCAAAGAUCAAUUAACAGAAGUAGAUCUAUCAGAUUUUAUUGCAGGAAGACCGGAGGCGGAAGCUCUUGAAGUGAUGAAUGUCUUUUCAUCAGCCUUGGAAGGCUGUGUUUUGAAAUCUCUCAACCUCUCGAAUAAUGCCCUAGGUGAGAAGGGUGUCAGGGCAUUUGCUGCGCUCUUGAAAUCUCAGAAUAGCUUGGAGCAGCUAUAUUUGAUGAAUGAUGGAAUCUCCGAGGAAGCUGCACGUGCAGUAUGUGAGUUAAUUCCUUCCACAGAGAAGCUUAAGGUCCUUCACUUUCACAAUAACAUGACAGGAGAUGAGGGCGCUAUUGCUAUUUCUGAGGUUGUGAGGCAAUCCCCUUCAUUGGAGGAUUUCAGAUGCUCCUCUACAAGGGUGGGUUCUGAAGGAGGUUUUGCCCUGGCAGAGGCACUUGGAACAUGUGCUCAUUUGGAGAAGCUUGACCUACGUGACAACAUGUUUGGUCUGGAUGCUGGAGUUGCUCUGAGCAAAGCUUUUUCAGGGCAUGCAGGUCUUAAAGCGGUUUACUUAAGCUACCUGAACCUGGAAGAUGAAGGAGCUACAGCUCUUGUCAAUGCUCUCAAAGAAUCCGCUACAUCAUUGGAAAUUUUGGACAUGGCAGGAAAUGACAUUACUGCUAAAGCUGCUCCUGCCAUAGCUGCCUGUGUCACAGUAAAGCAGUUCCUUACCAAACUCAACUUAGCUGAGAAUGAACUGAAGGAUGAGGGUGCUAUUAUAAUUGCCAAGGCAUUGGAAGACGGUCAUAACCAGCUAGAAGAAGUUGAUCUCAGCACUACGUUAAUAAGGAGGGUUGGUGCCAGGCUUUUGGCACACACGGUGGUGCAUAAGCCUAAGUUCAAGUUGCUGAACAUCAAUGGAAAUUUUAUUUCUGAUGAAGGUAUUGACGAGUUAAAGGAGAUCUUUAAGAAAUCCCCUGAAGUGCUUGGGCCCUUGGAUGAAAACGACCCUGAAGGUGAAGAGGAUGCGGGGGAAGAGGAUGAAGAUGAAUCCAAAGAGGAAGGUGAUGAAGAUGGGGAUGAAUUGGAAUCAAAGCUUAAGCAUCUUGAAGUGAAGCAAGAGGAGUAGGAGGGUAGAGAUGUCAGAAUUUUCGCUGACCAGCUUGUGGGUCCUACUGACUCAUAGCAAGACUCUGGUAACUUAGGUAGAAGUUUUCCAUUUCUUGUAUUUGUAGUAUUUGUAGCAUAGCUUUGAUUAUGGGACUGGCCAUUUUUAUUCAGAGCUGGUUUUAGCUGUUAA